Aspergillus wentii DTO 134E9 is the source of this 2043-nucleotide messenger RNA. Its product is annotated as glycosyltransferase family 2 protein. Bases 56 to 1762 code for a protein of 568 amino acids. Lineage: Eukaryota; Fungi; Ascomycota; Eurotiomycetes; Eurotiales; Aspergillaceae. The record is from RefSeq and is a predicted model, not a curated record. The transcript has 3 exons.
CUGAAAUGACAGGACAUGGGUAUUAAAAACGCUCUCUUCAUAAUAUCUUGUCAAAAUGCCUCGUCGCAACCAUGUCAUGCUGGAGCUUCCUCUUGACCGACAGACUCCGUCAGCGCAGCGAUAUCGACGGUCUCUUUAUUAUGCCGCUCAAGCAGCGGUUUGGAUGUCGUGUUUUUAUUUCAGUGCUCGAUUCCUGUUGAUACUGUCUGCUCCUAGAGAAGCAUGGCACGUCUGGAUGAUGUUCCUCGUCGAAGCCAUCUUCGCUUUCAUGUCUCUUAAAAACCAACUCCUCACUGUGAAAGCAUACAAAGCGCCAAAUCACCCCCCAAAAAGACUGCGAUUGCAAGGUAGCGACAACCUUCCCCGCGUGGACGUCCUUAUAACAUGCUGUGGUGAACCUCUGGAUAUAAUCCUCGACACUGUCCGAGCUGCCUGCGUACUCGACUAUCCCCACUCCUCAUACAGAGUCCUUGUCCUGGAUGACGGCGCAUCAGUAGCACUCCACGAUGCCAUCUGCUCGUUGCACACCCAAUGGAGCCAUCUGUCAUACCAUACACGCGGAAAGCAAUCAGGCCAGACAUUCGCCAAGUCAGGUAAUCUCAACAACGCUUUGUUCACUCUGCAAAAUGAAUUUCAACCAGAAUUCUGUGUCGUCGUCGAUGCAGACUCAAUCCUCAUGCCUGACUUUCUCAGAGCGACUUUGCCUCAUUUAUUGCAGGAUCCUCGGGUUGUGCUGAUCUCUACACGGCAGUACUUUUACAAUCUCCCUCAUAAAGACCCUCUCGCCCAAUCCCGCGCUCACUUUUACACACGCCGCAACGCCGAACUUGACCUUCUGGGCCGUGCAAUCGACGCAGGAUCAGGCGCAGUAUUCCGCCGCAAAGCCAUCGUGAAUGCAGGGGGAUAUCCGACCUUUUCCUUCUCUGAGGAUUGGCAGCUAUCCCUUAUCCUACACGGGCUGGGUCACCGGAUUAGACAGAUACAAGAGGUUCUCCAAUUCGGGCUCGUUCCCACCACUCUCAGGGGUCAUAUCAAACAGCAGAACCGGUGGCAUAUUGGUCACUCGCAGCAGAUUCUGGCCAUGCGACCGCCAGCGAAUAGAUCUAUUCCACGACAUCUUCAGUGGAAGAUUGCAUGUGGGGGUCUGUCUAUUCUGCUUGGACUGGUUAGUUGCGUUCUUGGCUUUACCGCUGUUCCACUUCUUCUGGUGUCUGGGACUCUCAUUCCGGCUUCAUCGCCGGUGCUGGUUUACGUGCAGCUGGUUCUGGGUGUGUUCUAUAUUGCCUUGAUGUGGGUGUAUGAAUGGCUACAAGCUGCGCAUGCGGGUGUUUCAUUCACACCGUUUUCGCAUUUGGAGAAUAGCUGGUUAGCGAGUAGCCAUUUAUACGCGACCAUCCAGUUCCACUUCUUCUCCAGCAAGCCAAAAGGAUCAUUUGUUACAGGAAGCACCGAUAAUUCAAAGAAUAUCUCAAAGUCAGCGUCCUCUGACUCCUGGCAUAAUGUUAUGUUGUUCAAUAUUUGCAUUUUUAUCGCGACAAUUGUGUCGAUGGUUUCUGUCAUAUGGUCAGCUACAGCUACAGCAAUGCCUUUUAUCAAAAUCGCCACUACAAUAGCAUGGCCGCCAAUGCUGCAUCUUUGCUAUCUCACUAUCACCAAUACCUGGGUACCGAUUGCAUAUUUGUUGAACCGUCCAUCCUAUCCUGAUCGAAAUGUCCUAUUGGGCCGGGACCAAAGUGGUAUAUUCUACCCUACAGUUGUAUAGAUACUGAGCAGAACUUCCAAGUUCCAACAUAUAAUCCAUUCAAUUUUUUUCAUUUAUAUGCAUCGCUUUAUAAGCCACUUUUCAUCAUUUCCCAUUAUAAUCACGACUAAACCUCAAUCAAACACCUACUUCCCUUUAGCGACAGAAGAAAGAACACUUCGGCCUCCAUAUCCUCAUCCCUCAUAUCUUCUUUACACGAUACCCUUGAAUCGGGAAAGGCCAGGAAGAAUCGCGCUGCUGCUAGGCAGAUUUCCAUUCGUGCUAGGUUAAGACCCACGCAG